GUUUGACCCCCAAGUUGUCGGCGCCAUCAGCACUCGGGGCUACGUAGACAAGAACACGGGAUAAAGCAACAUGGGAGAUUCACCGAGGAGGUUGGAGAUAUCCCAUUCAAGCUCGUUCACGGGACUCGCUGGUGGAGAUAACCCCGACGAGUUUGUCGCGCGAUUCCAAACAACCAAGUUGUCAUGGAAGGGCAAGUACGAGCGCAUCUUUGCGCUGUCCGCCACGCGCUUCUGUACCAUCGACCCCAAGGACUUUGACGUGACCAACAGUUGGUCUUACCAAUCGUUCGUGUCGUUCGAACUCGACCUCAACGACGACCACGUGUUUACGUUGGUGCUCGUUGGUCCAAAGAAAGAAGAGCAACUUAAAUUGCGAUACAAGUACCGUGCAUACUUGCUGACCGAGUUUCUUCGGCUGCACACCGCGAACGCGCAAACGACGUCGCGGCCGCCGCCGCCGCUGCAAUGCAACGCCACCAAGUUGACACGACUUGGCAUGGAGCGCGAGUGCAUUUUGGAGAUUGCUCCCGACGGUCUCGUGUACAAGGAAGUCCUUCCGACGUCGCAAUCCGCGGCGGUACUGGAACGAUUCCCGUACACGGACAUUGACCACAUCACGCCAGUCUCCAACUCCACGACGGGGUGCGUUGUCGGGUACUACGGCAGACAAACAGUGUUCUUCACGACCGACCGAUCGUUUCUGAUUGGCAACAUGGACAAGGCGGCGGCGCGUGUCGGGCUGCGAUUGGCCACACGUGGCAAGCUCACGUUGGAGCAAGUCGCGGCCGACAAACCGAUUUUGGAUGUGGCCGAAUGCAUAGUGCAAUUUCCCGUUCAAAAGUUCUCGAGGCGCCACGAGAAGCCAGAGCGACGAAUCCUAGCCCUCGUUCCAUCGGCGCUGCUCGAGCUCGAUCCGACGUCGCUCACCGUGCUCACAAGCAUCCCCCUCUGCUCGCUGUUUGCCGUGAUUCGACACCCCGGGUCGUUCCAGUUCGAGCUCGAGUUUGUCCAUGGCACCCACCAGCGGCUGUACUCGUGCCGCGACCGCGACGGCGUCUUGGCAGCGCUGUACGACGCAGUUGGCACGACCAGCUCGGACAAGAGCACGCUCGAGAUUUCGUCAACGCCGAGCCAGACCGGUCUCCGCCUCUUGCCGCGAUUUGCGGUCGAAGACAUGACAGAAACCUCGAGUUUCUUUGGCGAUUCGUCGAUUGGCGCGUGCUUUCUCAAACGAUUGGCGGCGGUCGGCAAGUACACCAUUGGGAGCGGCAUCCGCGCCGGCGCCGCCGCCGGACGAGGCCUGGUGUCGAUUGCCGCCGAGUUCAACGCGAACGUACCCCUCGCUGGCAUUCAAUACCACACCAAGCGGUCGGUUGUGCUGGAGGCACUCAAGCCCUUGGUCGUGCAGCUGCAGACGGUGGCCGCGUGCCAGCCGCCGGCGCCGCGCACCGCGGUCACGUUGCUGCAGUGCCUGUGUCGCAUAGCGAGCUCGUUUUACGGAUUCCGAGAACUGCUGCAUUUCCCAAAUGUCCUCGACAGUCUGCGGCUGUUGAUCGUGGCCGAGGACGAGCUCACCGUGUUUUGGACAGCGCUGCUCCUCCAGCGCGUCACCAUGCACACGAUCGUGGCCUCGGCGGCGGCAGGCGGACUACCCGACGGUAGUAGCCCUGACGGGGAAACCACCGACAAGCGAGCAACCAAUGGCGAAGCAGAAUUGAACAACAAACGUAUGCUAUUUAGUCAAGGGAUGCUCGUGACGGGGCUUGUGGGGGUGCUCGGGCGCUUCGCCGACCGCAAGGCCGGACCGCUUAGUCUCAUGGGCAACCUCCAGGUGCUUGAAGGCGCCAUCUGUUCGCAUCGGCACACGACGGACGCCGCCACCGUCCGCUUCCUAGUCGACCACCUCGUACCACACUACGACUCUCUCACACGGUUGCUGUUUCAAUCUCGAUGCACCACGACGGUCGAAUCAUGUACGUUGCUCGUACAAGCCGUGUUGCGGCUGUGCUCAUCAGAUGCGGCGGCCUCCAUCAAGGACGCCGCGCUGCGCCGCGGCCUUGUCCUACAGCAUUUAUACCAAGCCAUCUUCGACCCGAGCUUUGACCAACGGUGUGUGAGUCGCUACAUGAUUACCAUGUGGAUGAGCGACCACGCCCCAGCAAAGCACCUGCUUCGGCGCAUAUUUCCGCCGGGGUUGGUGUCAUGUCUGGAGAUGCGGUUGCUGUCGCCGGCAGAAGAGUGCCAGCUCGACGAUUUAGAAAAGACCACGUUUAUGGACAAGUUUGGAGCGUUCAACGCCGAGCUGCUGCUGUCCCGCCGGAGCCCGAGCGAAGUAGACAACGAAUCGUUUUACGACAAUGGAUCGGAUGGAUUGUCCGUCCAUUCGAACCAUGCUAUCUCAGACACGAUGCUUUCGUCGGCCAAGUUACUGGAUCGCAUGCACAUCAAGACGACGGGCACCAAUGUGUUUGACAAGAGCAAUUCGAAUCAUGGGGCGACGACGAGCAGCGUCAGCAGUCGAAGCAGCCGGUCGUCCGUGUUGAAAGAUGGCUUGUUCAACGUGCAAAUGCUGCGGCGCGCCAUCACACGCGGCCUCGGCGCUGCCAUACCGGAAUCAUCCGCACCAAGUCCAUCUGCGACACCGUCGGAUCGGUCGCCAGAGAACUUUCGCAUUUUGUUCCAUAUGGUCCAGCAAGACCACGAGUCGAUCGAGUUGGUGUGGACGUCUGCGACACGGGAAGAGCUGCAGACGGCCCUGUCGCAUGAAAUCCACCGGUUUCGCGAGAUUUUUGCGUCGUCCACAGCCAACGUUGUGUGGAACUACGAAGACUUUUCCAUCUCGUACUCAAGUUUAGAGAACGAACUGGUCGUGGACGGGAUGUACCUUCGGCAUUUGCUCCAGUGUCCCGUAGCGGCAGUGUCUGACGAUGGCGAAGACGCGUGGAGGCCGCCGCUGCACAUGGAGGACAUGCCGGUGAAGAAGCCCAAGCGGUUUGUUACAGCGCUGUACAAGAAGAUCUUGCGGGAACAGGGCGAUGCUGAAUUCAAAGGCCAUGUUGAUAUCACGGUGAGCUGUCUCAAGGCGUUGGCAUUUGUCACAUGGGUGUACGAGUUUGAGUACUAUUUGCCCCUCGAGGACGUGGGGUACCUGCUGGCCAUGGUAGAGUCGACGACUCGGUGUGAGUUGCUUGUGCAUCUACUCCAAGUGCUCCGAAGUGUCACCAAAGUAGCAUUCAACGGCGCCAAGUUGGUCAAAGAUCCGCGCGCUGUCCCGUUGUUGGUGGCGUUGAUUCAAAUGGCGCACGUUUCCCAGCGAAAUCAGCCAUCGACACGUGGACAAGCGGUUUGGACGUGCGGUGCCAACACUCUAGAGCGGAAAACACUGGACGAAGUACGCCAGUACUUGAAGGACAACACCAACGUGAACAACCACCAUGAGUCGUUGGAAGUGCCCAUUGGACGCUGGAUGGGCACCGCCAACAGCACGCUUGGCAAUAUCCCGCAACUCAAGUGGGAAUUCGGCAUGGACAGACCGUUUGAUCCAGUCCACGUAGCCCACGACGCCAUCCAUGUGCUGAUUGCCCUCUUGAAGAGCAACCCACUGGUCACAUUGCCUGAAGUCGUAGUGUUCCCGAUCCCAGUUGGCCGACAACUGACCGCGGCCCAUAUCGCGGACAUGGCGUCCAUACUCGUACUCCAUGAACUGCCCAAGUUAUCCGAACUGGCCAUGCACGUGUUGGUGCUGUUGUCGUCGUCGUAUGCGUCGCCCUCGUUGUACACAACAGGGGUGUUUUACAUGCUCUUCUUGUACAAGGGCGACUCGUUUACUGACUUUGCUUCGUUUUUACAAGCCACACACCAGCUACAAACCGUAUCAACCGAGCCGCGCCAUAUUCUAGCGGAUCUGCUGCCCCCAGCCAUGAUCGAUCAAUUGGAUUUGCUGAAUCCGGCCGAGUUUUCCGCCUUGUUCUGCAGCGGCGAUCACGUCGAGUCCCCCCGUGUGAUCUGGAACCCCACCAUGCGGCACAUGUUGUGGCGAAAUUGCUUGGCCCAUCUAGACGACCAUCGAGCUACUCUGCAACAAGACGUUGCAACUCCGUACGAGUACCACCCUAUGGCGCCAGUAGUGUACCACGAGCAUCUCGGCCGCGAGUUAUAUUGCCACGGGUAUUACUUACGUCAACUUUUCAACUCCACAGAAGUGAUCAAGGAUCCAGUGGCUUUUCUAACCAGUUUACACGAUGCAUGGACGGCUGAAGUGCAUCGUGUGGCUGUGGGCGUCUCGCGCGACGAGGCAAAGGCGACGCUGGAAUUGGUGGUCGACGACGGGAACUGCGACGAUGUUCGAGACGCGUACAAACGACUGGGUAAACCCAUUUGUCCAGAACAGGCUCUGGCCGACCCAGACAAACUGCAACGCUUUGAACGCAUUCAAGUAGCGUUUGCGGUCCUCACAAGUCCUCGUGAAAGUUUGCUCACUUCGGGCUAUGACGCUGUCAACUUGGAGCUGCUUUUGCGUGCGCAAAUCUACAUUGUCACAACCUGUGCCCCAGCGUUGGCAUCGUCGAAACUGGACGCGUUCCCACUACUCCUAGACUUCCUAGCCACCCAUUGCACGACCGACCGCCUCGCGGUGCCGCCGCUGACGUCGCACGCCGAGCAGCUGCAUCUGUCGCUCCUGGCCACCCGUUUGCUCCGCCUUUCGUGCGCCGUGUCCGUGCAAAACAUUCCGUGGUUGCUGGCCCAAGAUCAGUGUGGGGUAGUGGACGACGCGCUGCAGUACGUUGUGACCCGGAUGAUUGACGACAACGACCCUACCGACGAAACGACUUACAUUGAUACUGCACUUGAACUGAUGCAAACAGUGGCCAGUCUCGCCGGGACGUCUGCCGGACGCCAGUGGAUUGCAACCACCGCCUCCCACGUCCUGCACAAUAUAUGGCGGAUUCUCUGGUAUUACCACAGCUUUACGUCGCCCCCGACAGACGCCUUGUUUGUGUUGGUGCGGCACACGCUGGAAGCGCUAUGUCGAAUGUGCGACGACGCCACCAAGGACGCGCCGCUCCCCGAGCAAAUUGCGCAAAACGGCGGCAUAUUAUGGCACUUGUUGGACUUGUGGUACGCGUUCGACUCUGCCGUGGACGAGCAAGCGUUGGCCCGACGCCUCGAACCCACGGUGCUGUUUACCGCAGGCGGCACGACUCUACAUGACGAUGUCGGCGGCCAUGUCCAGACUUUGCUGGCGACGUUGAGCGUUCGUGUCUUCGUUGCUGCCAACAAGAGCAAUGUCACGAUUCAAGCCGUGUGCCACACCUUGUUGUCGCCCAACUUGUACUUUCAAUCGACGAAUCCGUCAGCGUUCAAGUUUUUGCACUUGUUUCACCGUGACACGAUGUCGCAUCGGUUGAUUUGGACAUCACAGAUGCGAAGUGAAUUGAAAGCGUUCUUGGCCCCGCUGGUGAAUACCCCGCCCGCCUCCACACCGUCGUCGUCCGUCACCCAACUUGGCCAGUCGUUCCGCUUUUCCGCGUUGAAGGAACAUGCGAUCGUGGACGAUAUUUACCUCGAGCCGCUCCACACAACCCUCUCGUCUUCGUCGUUCACGGCCAACUCGGUCGACGUUGUCCGGCAACUGGGGCUCCCGCCAUCCUUUUACACUGCUGCUGCCUCGUUCGUUCGGACCGGGCGCCUUCCACUCGCCGCUCAUGGUGUCGUGGGGUGGGGCAUCACGCCCGACGUAGAGCUCCGGUUUCGAGAGCUGUCGUUGGGUAUCUUGGCGGCGUUGGUUCCGUGGGCAACCGCCCAAGUCGAAGCCGGCUUCAUGGGGGGGGCUGCAAAGUCGGCUCACACUGGCGUCUUGACGCUGCUGAAUUGGGUGCUGCCUCCAGAACACAAGUUUAUGCAGACCCAUCCGUCGCUAAAGGAGGGUGUGGCCGCGCUUCCCCAAGACGGCACGGUGGCUUUUGCCACGUUUCAAAGCCACUCGCUGACGAUUCUGCACGCGUUGGCCGCCACCAAGUCGUUUGGGGACUCGUUGGUCGAGUCGAAAGUGGGGCUGUCGGUGCUCAUGCAUGCGGCGUUGAUGGAGGACCAGCACAGCGGUGGACUGCUCGAAACAGUCGGUCGGCUGUGUGCGUCGUCGCACAACGUGGCGCGAUAUGUGACAACGUCCAUUUGGAUGUACCACCUCUUGAUCUGGGCGUUCCCCACGCCCUCUGUGUCGGGCAAAUCGGCCGACGCGUCGGGUAUGAUCAUGGACGCCGACUGCGAUUACACCCCCAGCAUGCAAAUUCCAGCCAUGAAGAUCCUCAGCAUUCUCGGAAAUCCCACCAGCUUAGUGCUAGAAGACACGAUAAACGUGAUGGUUCGGUUCUUGCCCGUGUCGUUGAUCUACGAACUGGUCAAUCGGCCCCAAAACGUUGCCACGAUUCUCAGUGGCCACUACGAGGCGCCCGAUUUAGUGUGGAAUGUGACCCUUCGGACACAUUUCUACCGGGAGAUGCUGCAACUUGUGGUGAUCGUCAACAAGUGCUCCGACACUGAAGUCAUUUCAGACGAAUUAGCCCAAGUGGAUAUUGAUUACGCGUCCGUGUACCCGUAUCCCAUGGUCGGGGACGUGUACUUGCUCUUGUAUUUGGAAAAUCCGAUUCACCCGUUACGGGAUCCCAAGUUCUUUCUGGAGUGUCUCUUCGAAGACUUUGAAGCGCUGGGGCAUGCCCUCGUCACAUCGUUGUCGCAGCGAUCGAGUUUCAGUCCAGACUUGGUCAUGACGGUGCGCCAACAGACGCAGAUCCUGCCCAUGAUCACGUCGUGCAUCAUUUGUGCGCUAAGGGUGUAUCCGGUAUAUUUGGACGACGUUGCGUCAUGGAAAGUACCUGACAAGGUCGCGUCGUUGUUUGUGCUGCUUCAAAACGAACUGCGAUUGCCACAGCCCAAAGAGGAAGAAGCCGCAGCCGUGGUGGCCGAAGUGAGUCUGCUGCGGGUGUUUCGGGUGCUCUUUGUGUCGCCGCGCAUCGUGUCGUCGCUGGCAUACUCGCCAUACAACCUCCUUAGCAGACUGAUCUCGCACUGUCACAACUUGUCCACACACAAGAGCGAUUUGCACCCCGAGGUGGGCUUUAUCCUUGAAGUCGUCCGGCGGUUCCUGCUCUCGUUUCCAGACAAUGGCGAUAAGAACUCGGACAAGAACGUCGUCGCAGUUGUGUGUGGCCUCAACGUGAUGGAAAUGCUGCUCGACAUGAUCGAACAUCCUAUGACCUUGCAGCGCGUGGUCAAUCCGAUCCUGACCCGCACGACCGUCAUUGCAAUCCUCAACUACUUGGAACAGCAUCGCACGCAAGGAGCGCUGGCGCACCACAUUCUAAAGAAACACAAGAAAUGGGAUAAAGUGUUUCGACAUGAACCGACGGACGCGAUUCGAAACCAACCCGAAGACAAAUACCUGGUCGGGCCGGCCGCCAGCGCCGACGCCAUGAUCCGGUCGUUCUUGGCCAACAAAGCCAAGGCAGAUGAUACAUCUGGACCUCACUCGGGGGGCAGCCUCAGUCCUCCAUCGUCCAGACGCAAGGGGGGGCCGUCGACGUCUCAGAAACUCAAGAACCUCUUUCGAUAAACCCGCCCUGACGAGAAUAUAUAUAUAAUAUAUACAAUGUAUAUAUUAUAUCUAUCCUGUA
Aphanomyces astaci is the source of this 7673-nucleotide messenger RNA. RefSeq lists its product as hypothetical. The transcript has 13 exons. Bases 71 to 7612 code for a protein of 2513 amino acids. NCBI's taxonomy places the organism in Eukaryota, Oomycota, Saprolegniomycetes, Saprolegniales, Verrucalvaceae. Gene Ontology annotation, biological process: receptor-mediated endocytosis; endosome organization; regulation of early endosome to late endosome transport. Gene Ontology annotation, cellular component: endosome membrane. The record is from RefSeq and is a predicted model, not a curated record.